AUGAAGGGCGUCGAAGAUUCAGUUUCUCAAGAUGAAGGGUUCGCGUCUGGUGGGACGUUCCAGAAUACCUCAGCGACCGACGGCGACGAGAUUGCCCUACGUGCAAUUGACGGUUAUGACAGGGAACUACGUGCAAUCAACAAAAAAAUUUUUGACAAUCCAGAACUCGCAUAUGAAGAAUUUAAAGCGCACGAUAACAUUGUCACGCUUUUGCGGUCCCUCAAUUUUGAAGUCACUCCACACGCUUUCGGUGUGAAAACAUCUUUCUCCUGUGAAGUUGGCCAAGGCGGCCGCGUUCUCGUGUACAAUGCAGAGUAUGACGCACUCCCCGGUAUUGGACAUGCUUGCGGCCACAACCUCAUUGCAGCCUCAUCCAUCGCAUCUUUUCUAGGUGUGGCCACUGCGCUCAAAGCUGCCAACAUCCCCGGGCGUGUCCGUCUGUACGGCACUCCCGCCGAGGAAGGGGGGGCCGGCAAAGUCGAACUUAUUAACGCUGGUGCGUACAAAGAUGUUGACGCCUGCCUGAUGGUCCACCCUGGGCCGCCGAUGCCUCCCCCAGUAAGUUUAGGCGGCCAAGGCUGCUGCGUGCCCUCUGGAUCCGCAUAUGCCACAUCACUCGCCAACACAAAGUUCAAUGUCACUUUUACGGGUCGCGAGGCGCACGCUGCCAUGGCACCGUUCCAGGGACGAAAUGCGCUCGAUGCAGUGGUGCUUGGUUACAAUGGCGUCAGUAUGCUGCGUCAACAGACGCGGCCGCAUGAUAGAAUUCACUCUGUGAUUCUUGAGGGUGGUCAACGCCCGAACGUCAUUACAAGCUUUACCAAAACACAAUACUAUGUGCGUAGCGCAAGCUUGAAAGAGGCGACAGCACUUGAAGGAAGAGUUAAAAAAUGCAUGGAUGGAGCAGCGAUUGCAACGGAAUGUGAAGUUGCGUAUGAAGUCCACAACGCUUAUGCAGAUCUUCGACCCAAUCGUACGAUAUGUUCCCUGUACGCGGCCGCUAUGGCAAACCCAUCUAUCAACUCCCCCGUUGUCUGUGACUUUGAGCACUCUCAACCGUUACCUGGGUCGACCGAUCAGGGCAACGUGUCGUAUGUGGUUCCGAGCUUUCACGGGGGGUUCGCCAUCCCUUGCCCACCUGGAGCAUACAACCACACUAAGGGCUUUACAGCGUGCGCUGGCACAGAAACGGCGCAUGAUCUGGCCAUGCAAGCCGGUAAAGGCAUGGCGGUUGCUGGAUGGAGAAUCCUCUGCGAUGACACUGUGGCAGUAGAGAUCUGGAAUGACUUCAAAAAGGACAGGGCACUAGACGAAAAUAACAACUAUUAG
Akanthomyces muscarius is the source of this 1329-nucleotide messenger RNA. RefSeq lists its product as uncharacterized. Gene Ontology annotation, molecular function: dipeptidase activity. The record is from RefSeq and is a predicted model, not a curated record. Bases 1 to 1329 code for a protein of 442 amino acids. The transcript is spliced from 3 exons. NCBI's taxonomy places the organism in Eukaryota, Fungi, Ascomycota, Sordariomycetes, Hypocreales, Cordycipitaceae.